CAGCGUACAUGCCUGAAGAUGAGCUUAAGACAGCCUCUCAUGAUGAGGAAGAGCACCUGCAGGAUGAUGGCCUCUCAUUAGACGGCCAGGACACUGAGUUCUUGUGCAAUGAGGAAGAGGAAGAUGUGGAUGGAGGCCAGGCCCCUAGCUACAGAGACUCUCCACUCAGCAAUGGUACUAACCCCGAUGCCGGAUAUGGGUCUCCACUCAGUGAUGCUAGUGACCGAAUUGCGGACUUCAAGAGCACCCCCUCCAGGGACGGCCAGGAGAGGGAAGGCCUUGCUCUGCCUUUCCGUCCCAACAACGGCUUGUCUUUCCAGGAUAGUCUGGCAAAGAUGAAAGCCGUCUAUGCAAAUCUCAUCUCUGAUGCCUCUUGGUCUAGCAUUACAAUGGACAUCAUGAAAUCUAAACCUACUGCUGCUGUUGGCAGUGUUAACACUUCACUCUCAACCCCAGAGCCUAUACCUGCUUCCUCUAUCUCAACUACUACCACAAACAAAAGUAGUGGGGUCAACGUGGCUAGUAGUCACCACAAUGGUAAAACCUCCACCCCCACUGUCAACCACACAAGCAGCCUGAGUGCCAAUACGAAUGGCACAACAGCUAGCUCUGCUAGCAACCACAGCGCAACCAGCAGCAGUGGGAGCAGCAGCGGUGGGGCCAGCAAUGGUAGCGGUGUGGCCUAUGACUGGCACCAGGCAGCACUUGCAAAAACUCUCCAGCAGACCCCCUACCACCUUUUACCUGAACCCAGCCUCUUUAGCACAGUGCAGCUCUACCGGCAAAACAACAAGCUGUAUGGCUCGGUAUUUACUGGAGCAAGUAAGUUUCGCUGCAAAGACUGCAGUGCUGCCUAUGACACACUGGUGGGUCUGACCGUCCAUAUGAAUGAGACGGGCCACUAUCGAGAUGACAACAAGGACAAAGAGGAGGAUCAGGGGAAGCGCUGGUCCAAACCACGCAAGCGUUCCUUGAUGGAGAUGGAAGGGAAAGAGGAUGCUCAGAAAGUUCUUAAGUGCAUGUACUGUGGCCACUCUUUUGAGUCUCUACAAGAUCUCAGCGUUCAUAUGAUCAAGACCAAGCAUUACCAGAAAGUGCCUCUCAAAGAACCAGUGCCAGCCCUGGCUACUAAACUGGUGCCAACUUCAGCUAAAAAGCGUGCUAUUCAAGAUGCUAUAGUCUCCCCAUGCUCCCCAGACUCUUUUCAUGCUGGCGGGGGUGGUAGUGUUUCUCUUGGGGAUGUAGGCAAAGACGCAAAAGCUGCAGCUAACCCAUAUGUAACGCCAAACAAUCGCUACGGCUACCAAAAUGGUGCCAGCUACACGUGGCAGUUUGAAGCUCGCAAAGCGCAAAUCCUCAAGUGCAUGGAGUGCGGAAGCUCACAUGACACAUUACAACAACUGACUGCCCACAUGAUGGUCACAGGUCACUUUCUGAAGGUCACAAACUCUGCAUCCAAGAAGGGCAAGCAGCUGGUGUUUGAUCCAGUAGUGGAAGAAAAGAUUCAGUCCAUCCCACUACCACCAACCACCACUAGACUCCCAGUUCCUAGUAGCGUUAAGUCCCAGCCAGUGUCCCCGGCACUGUCUUCUGGCUCAGAAGAAAAGCGAGAAGGAGUUGAGGAUGAAAAAAUGGAAGGAUGUGAGCUAGUGGAGAGAAAAAUUAAAGAGGAGAAAGAUGAUUUAAGUGAGAAAUCAGAAACUGAAACCAAGUCUUAUAAGUACCUUAGAGAAGAAGAUCUAGAGGAGACACCUAAGGAGGGUUUGGAUAUUCUUAAAUCCCUUGAAAACACUGUAUCCAGCGCCAUCAGCAAGGCCCAGACAGGCACACCCACUUGGGGUGGUUACCCUAGCAUUCAUGCAGCCUACCAGCUGCAGGGUGCCAUGAAGAAUUCAGCUACUGUUCUGCCGCCAACAGUCCAGAGUGUCCAGAUGCAGCCGAUGUUUAAUAGUGGGCUACGAGGUCUCGUGGGUGACCCUAACUCGGUCAUCCACUCCCCUCGAAGCCCUUCCUCCCCAACUCCCCUCAGGAGCAAUGUCACUGCCAUGGAGGAGCUUGUGGAAAAAGUGACAGGUAAAGCUGCCACUGUGAAGAAAGAAAAGGAGGAGAAGAUGGUGAGUCUGGAGCGAUCCAGGCCUCCAUCUUUAGUUAAAUCCCCUUCUCCUGCACUGAGAGAGCAGAGAGAGCAAUUACCAUCUCCAAAUGACCUUUCUGUAGGUAAAUCAUCUGGCAUGAGCAGUGUCAGUCAAGGUAAUAUAGACUCGGAGAUUGUCUGUAAGAAGGAGCCCAAAGAGAGCCUAGUGGACGGCCACAACAGCCAUUCAAAGAGUGGCUCUGAGGCAUGUCAAUCUCCGAUAACCAAUGGCAACAGUCUUGGCAUUAUCACUGAUCACUCACCCGAAAGUCCUUUCAUCAACCCUCUCAGCGCACUCCAGUCAAUCAUGAACACACAUCUGGGAAAGGCUUCCAAAUCGGUAAGCCCAGCUGCAGAUCCACUGUCUAUGCUUUACAAAAUCAGCAACAGCAUGAUGGAUAAACCAGCUUUCAACCCAACUGCUCAGGGCAAGUCAGCUGAGCCCAUCAACCACUAUCACCUGUAUGAAAACAACGACCAGCCCAUAGACCUGAGUAAAAACAAGUCUGCUACCAAUAGCACCAACAGUAGCAGCAGUGUGCUCUUGUCCAAUAAUAGUGUCAACGGCAACAAGCCUCUUAUUUCCCUCUCUGAAUCAAUCUCCUCUCCUCUGAGAGAGAAUGCUUUGAUGGACAUUUCAGAUAUGGUAAAAAACCUCACAGGAAGGCUGACGCCAAAAUCUUCCACCCCUUCGUCUAUCUCAGAGAAGUCCGAUGCAGACGGCAGUGCGUUUGAGGAUGCCUUGGAGGACCUCUCUCCGGUGCAGAAAAGGAAAGGGAGGCAGUCCAACUGGAAUCCUCAGCAUCUCCUCAUCCUGCAGGCACAGUUUGCGUCAAGCCUGAGGGAGACCCCAGAGGGUCGUUACGCAAUGACUGACCUGGGCCCUCAAGAAAGGGUCCACAUCUGUAAAUUCACAGGCCUCUCCAUGACAACCAUAUCUCACUGGCUGGCUAAUGUGAAGUAUCAGCUGAGACGGACUGGGGGCACCAAGUUUCUCAAGAACAUAGACUCAUGCCAGCCAGUGUUCCUGUGUGGUGACUGUGCCUCUCAGUUCAGGACUCCUUCCUCCUACAUCAGCCACCUGGAGUCUCACCUGGGCUUCAGCCUGAAGGACCUGUCCAAACUGUCAGCGGAGCACCUACGAGAGCAGCAGGCUGUCUCAAAGGUGAUCACAGACAAAAUGACAUUCGGCAGCCCGCUGUCAGCUUUGACCACACCAGAGGACGACACAGGCUCCGUGUACCAGUGCAGACUUUGCAAUCGGACAUUUGUCAGCAAACACGCAGUCAAACUGCACCUUAGCAAGACCCACGGCAAGUCUCCGGAGGACCACCUGGUGUUUGUCACUGCUCUGGAGAAACUAGAGAAGCUCGACAAAAUGGAGAAAGUUUAAUCAAGCAAGUCCGUGAGCUGCUGAGGGGAGAGACUGACAGCUGUGGAACUGACUAGAAUUUCAUUGCACUAAAAUGACUUUGUUCACAGUUACUGCACUGGGCCGAACUGAGCCGCCAGAAAAAAAUGAGAGAAAUUUCAGUCUUACUAUUUUUAGUUGUGACAACUGCCUGACUGGACCAUUUCUUUUGAUGUUGUUUUUUUGUUUUGUUUUGCCAAGCUUUUUUUUACACUUAUUUUGUAAAAUAUUUAUAUGCUAUUUGUCUGAUCUGUGCAUGUAUUUUAGUGAAACAAGGUUAAAGACGAGAUUUAAUCUUUUCAUUGCAAAAAAUACAACUACUGCUUCGACGGUGAAAGUGAGUGGGAAGAAUUAGCAGAUGAGAGAACUGUAAAAUACUUGAUGAUAAACAUUAAAUGUAUACGCCAAAAGAGUGAAUGGAUAUCCCGAAAGACCGAAGUACAGUAGCACCUUAGACAGUUAAAUUUUGAAUUUGUGAAGAGAACUUCUUACAUUUGUCAAAACCUGAUUUGAAGAAAAAAAAAAUCAAGGAUUCUCAUUCCCGCCCUCCCCACUCGUCUCCUUGGUUUUCUGUCACUACAAUGGCUUUAGGUGAUAAACGGCCUGACAAUUAAACUUGUCAGUGUUUGGAGGGAAAAAAAGAUCAUUUGGAAAAUGCUGCUUCUUGUUUUCAGUCAAUCAAUGAAAGUGAUGGCCAUUUGUAUGCAAGUUUGCUCAAACAAAAAAAAAAGACAAACAAACAUUUCUUUGCUGUGAAGUCUCACUUUCUAGCAGUUUUCCAGUUGUAUGGUUUGUUACAACUUUCUCUUUCUAAAUUGUGUCACUUUCAGCUGUAAAGAGAUCAGUCCGUUACAUGUAAAUGACCACCAGUGAAAAGUCAGUGCUCCAUAAGACAUAUCGUCCCAUUUGAAAUGGCUCAACAUUCUUUGUAUGUUAAGGUGUGUGCAUUCUCUAACUUUUAUAUUGUCAUUUUAUAUACAAAAAUUAUAAAAAAAAAUACAAAUAAAAACAGAUGGUGUACAUAGAUAUAUGCUGUAGAGCUACAAAAUGUCCUUUUUUUAAAAGAAGAUACAAAUUAAGCUUCUUUGGCUCAGUUUACAGAAAUGAUUUUAAUUAUACUUGCAUCCAAUUUGGUGCAUGAAAUGGUGUGGAAAAAUAAAUAAGCGAUGCACAAUGACUAUAUAUUUCAAUGUUUUAUUGACAAUAUUGUUUUAAAAACCUGACAAAACUUUUUAGCACUAAUUAGUUUGUUUGAUUUCUUUCUCAAUUGUAAAAUAAACCCCAAAGCAGUUGUUAACAGUCGUA
Molecule: messenger RNA, 4850 nt
Organism: Nothobranchius furzeri (turquoise killifish)
Lineage: Eukaryota; Metazoa; Chordata; Actinopteri; Cyprinodontiformes; Nothobranchiidae
Source: RefSeq, a predicted model, not a curated record